CGCUGCCAUCGUAUUGGAUACGCCCGCACAUCAUUGGACCAUUCCGUCUUGCCUUGGACCGGGUCUCCAAAACUAACCCCUUUUAUCGUCAGCAUCGCCACUUUGUGGCUUCAACUGUGGAUGCCUGGCUUUCGAGAGCUUUCUGCUCAGUUCACUUUGAUACCAAACAGUCACCUGUGUUUUAGACAUCACGACUCAAGAUGAGUCAUGAUGAUGGCGACCAGCAUUUGACUCAAAACUGCCAAUCCAGACAGUCAUUCGCCUGCCUUACCCUUUUGGGACUAGCUGUCCCGUGAGCUCCACCCGCCGCCCGCAAAUAUACAUCCGCUCCGAUACCUGCUUCUUGCCAUGUAGUUCACCAGUCUAUUCAUCUUAUCCUACAGCAGCUCAUUUCAAGGCAUUCCAACAUGAGCAACGCACGAACAGGGGGCUCUGCGGGUGCUAGCUCUGCUGCCGGUCAACGACCAGUGUCCAAAGCAGAAGCCUCGAACCCGCGAGAGUUUCAGCUCAACCAGCUCAGAAGACGGUUCCAUCCGACAGAAACCAGCAAUGACGAUGGAACGACAUUGAGUUUCGGCUUGGCUCCCUCGGAUCCUGACUUUCCGUUUGAUAUGGACAAGCUUCAGUGUAUCUUGCAUAUUCCCGGGACAUAUCCCGCGCAAGGACGGCCGUCUAUCAAAGUCACCAAUCCUGAAAUGGGCAGUGCGUUUCAGGAAAACAUCUCGAGAGGAUUUGAUGAUAUAGUCGAUAGCACUAUCAGAAGUGGUAGUCGUGGGACUUUGCUCAGCUGGAUGAACAGUCUCGAUCGGCAUUUGGAGCGUUUGCUCACUACUACGGAACGGGGGCCGACGUUGAAAUUCGUGCCUAACGUGGGCGGCAAAGGGAAGUCGGAGGAGCAGAAGCUAGUGUCAAACAUGAGUUCUCUAGCUGUGUCUUCUGGGAAGAAGACCAAUUCGAUUCAGAUGGAAGCAGCGAGCCCUCAGCCUCCGAAACCCGUAUACACCGCGGAAGAGAAGGCUCAGGCGGAGAAAAGAAGAACAGUUGAGACGAAGCAACUUGACGCUCGUCUGGGAAGGCUGCCUCUUUUUCAAAAGUCCAGCGAUGGUCUGUCGUUCGUUAUUCCAAUCCAACCGACUAAGCUAGAUCGUCUGCCUAUUUCUGUUCGCUCCGUCAAGACAGUGAAGCUCCUAGUGCCUAGCUUGUAUCCUCUUGAACCGAGCACUGUUCAUUUGCAGGGCAUUGAUAGCCCAGAAGGACGAGCUGUGGAAGCUGGCUUCUCGCAGUGGCUUGAAGGGAACAAGCAGUUGAAUCUCGUGUCUCAAGUGAAUUACUUAACAAGCAAUAUGCAUAAAUUCGCCAAAACACCGCUAAAAGCUCCUGAACCAGCUCCUGUGCCCGUGGUAUCUGAUGAUAUAGUACCCAGCGAGCCUCCAUCUCAAGCAGAAGGAGUGACAUUGGAAGAUAAACCACACGUUCACGUUGUGCCCCGCCCUCCUGAAUGGGCUGUGGGUGAUAACGGUAGUGACACUGACGACUCGGAGAUGACUCCGUCUGAGGAUGAGUUUUCUGACGACGAUGAGGAAGAAGGCGGGGCUCCCGUUCCAGAUCUUCCGGCGCCUACGACGGCUGAGCGUGGUGUCGCCCUCUCUUUCCCUUUUCUGGAGCUCUACGGAAUCGAGCUUUUGGAGCUUGUAGGUCUCUACAUCACCAUAAAGUGUGAUCGAUGCAAAGAGCAAUUGGAUGUCAGAAAUAUUCCACAGAUCAAGGACAAGAGUGAUGAGCUGUCUCCUAAGAUCGAGAGUUGCAAGAAAUGUGCAAACACCAUGAGCCUCGGGUUCCGUCGACAGCUUAUGCAUCCUAGUGCUACUCGUGCGGGCUAUCUUGACUUGGAUGGGUGCACAGUCGUUGAUCUUCUACCUAGUAGCUUUAUCCCAACCUGUGCGGAAUGCUCAACAGCGUUUCCCGCGCCUGGUGUUGUUGCAGUUCGGGGCGAAAGUGCCAUGGCGAACUGCCGACAAUGUCACCGCAAAAUGGUCAUGAAAAUUCCAGAAGUCAAGUUUCUGAAAGUGGGGUCGGCAGCAUAUUCAUCUCGAUUCCGCGAGCCUCCACGGAAGAAGCCCAAGGAAGUUCUCGGCAUCGUUGCUGGUCAAGAAUUGCCUCGUCGUGGCCGCUGUACGCACUAUGGCAAGAGUUAUCGUUGGUUCAGAUUCAGCUGCUGUGCGAAGGUCUUCCCUUGCGAUAAAUGCCACGAUGCCGCUACAGACCAUCCCAAUGAGCAUGCUAACCGUAUGAUAUGCGGCUUUUGCUCACGAGAGCAAAUCUACCGGCCCGAAAAUUGCGGAAUAUGCCGGGCAGUGCUGAUUGGCAAAGCCGGUAGCGGAUUCUGGGAGGGCGGAAAAGGAACGAGAAACAGAGUACUUAUGAGUCGGAAGGAUCCACGUAAAUACAAGCGUCGUGGGGGAACAGCACCAGGCGGUGCCAGUUCCUCGAAGAAGUAGUAGACUAGCGACACGAUGAAUGAAAAUAUAUAUUCCCGCGUGGGGAAUGCAUAUAUAUCCUUUGUAAAGAACCUAUACAAGGAGGAUGAAGUGUAGACUUUUGCACAAAUACUUACCAC
Aspergillus piperis CBS 112811 is the source of this 2617-nucleotide messenger RNA. RefSeq lists its product as uncharacterized. The record is from RefSeq and is a predicted model, not a curated record. The transcript has 10 exons. Lineage: Eukaryota; Fungi; Ascomycota; Eurotiomycetes; Eurotiales; Aspergillaceae. Gene Ontology annotation, molecular function: zinc ion binding. Bases 408 to 2498 code for a protein of 696 amino acids.